GACAUCAGUCUCGUCGACAACAGCAACCUAACAACAACAACAUGCAGGUGGCGCUCGUACUCUGUUUGACCAUCGCCAGUUUGGCCGCGGCAGGACCAACCCGCUUCAACCUACUCAAUCCAGGUUUUCGACCUUCUAGGUAUACAUCAGUGGAUUUGGGUGCAGUUAACUUUGACGGCAACCUGCGCAGCUCUGGGCACAAGGAAUUCAUCACGGUUAAGGACAAUGAUUGGAGCGGAGAACAAGAAGUGUACAGGCUGAUAGGAGUGGCCCCACCACACGCCGUGCGUGGAGGUGCUGCUACUACCUACGCCUCAAGGAGCAGUCAUAGCGUUCCUAUCUACGCCGAGUUGGACGAUGAGAAUAGCGCGCUUAUUCGUUAUUUGGUGGACGAUGCAAAGCGACAAGCCUCCUUCCGCAGCGGCUCAGCAGGUCCCAUCAACGUCAGGGCAGAAGCCGCCGUGUCCGGAAACACUUUCGCUGUGCUUUUGGACGACUAGAAUGAAUAUAAUGUGUUAACCUUUCAAGGUGCCGUUCGAAUUAUUAUUAAAAUACAAAUCUUCAAGAUCGGUGCCAGACAUCAAAACUAAAUACCAACAAUAACUAUAAGAACUUUGAUUAAGAAGCAUGUUCGGAUGGCAUUCUUUAAUUAAGAAGUAGGUUUAUUUGGCAUUCUGUAAUUGCCAUUCAUGAACGACACUUGAUAAAAUGUUCAAUACAAGUGAUACUUGACGGCUGAACGCUUUAGCGAUUUGACUGAAUGAUCGCACUCUUUCUUCAAUACAAGAACACCUUUACAAUUGCCAAUAAAUUCGUUCACAUCGUAAGAUAUAAUAAUGUUAGUGG
Hyalella azteca is the source of this 846-nucleotide messenger RNA. RefSeq lists its product as uncharacterized. Bases 42 to 500 code for a protein of 152 amino acids. The transcript is spliced from 3 exons. The record is from RefSeq and is a predicted model, not a curated record. NCBI's taxonomy places the organism in Eukaryota, Metazoa, Arthropoda, Malacostraca, Amphipoda, Hyalellidae.